Messenger RNA from Papilio polytes (common Mormon), 2910 nucleotides. RefSeq lists its product as uncharacterized. The transcript is spliced from 17 exons. Gene Ontology annotation, cellular component: actin cytoskeleton; plasma membrane. Gene Ontology annotation, biological process: actin filament bundle assembly. Gene Ontology annotation, molecular function: actin filament binding. Lineage: Eukaryota; Metazoa; Arthropoda; Insecta; Lepidoptera; Papilionidae. The record is from RefSeq and is a predicted model, not a curated record. Bases 188 to 2110 code for a protein of 640 amino acids.
AUUUUUAACGCAUCGUUUUACUUUACUAACAAAACUGGAUAGUUUUAUAAGUUUUGCUCACAUUAACUCGUUACUUAUCCGGAAAUGCUUGUGAUAUACGUUUGAAAAAAUAAAAGAAAAAAGUUUUAUACCAUCUGAUGCAUUUGUUGCAUUCCAAAGUCGUUACGUCGAUCGUAUUUGAGUUACCAUGGCGACAGUAACUGCCAGCAUGGAGACGCAGAGCCUGGUCCAGGAGUCACGACACACCUACCAGGAGAUGCACGUAGAGACCAGACAGGUGAAGAAGAAGACCAAAUCCAAACGGCAUAAGGAUGAGGGGUCUAUUUCAGUGUCUAAAAGCUCAGAGAAGCUGCACAGAAAGCUAAAGGCAACAAACGGGGAAUCGAACCCACAGUGUGAGAAAUGUGCACGACCCGUGUACGCUAUGGAGCGAGUGAAGGCGGAGAAACGCGCCUGGCAUAAAGAAUGCUUCAGAUGUGUGCAGUGCAACAAGCAGCUCACAGUGGAGACAUACCAGAGUGACCACACAACUUUGUACUGCAAGCCUCAUUUCAAGCAACUAUUUGAGCCGAAACCAGUCGAUGAUGAAGAUGAAGUUGACGCCGCACCUAAGAAACAUCAAAUGAUAAUUUGCGAGAGUAGCCCUGUGGAAUUACCGCCAGAUGUUGUUAGAGCUUCAGAUAAACCAGACCUAGGUCUAGAGGAGCUAGCUCAGUUAGACGUGAAGUCUAGAUUCGAAGUGUUUGAACGAGCGAAUCAGAAAUCCCCAGAACCGGCGCUGGAGCCCCGCGCACCCAGAGAGAAGUCAUCCGCACUGCUCUCUAAGAUAGCCAAAUUCAAAGCAAAGGGAAUGGAUAUCGGCGUAUCUGAUGAAUAUUUGAAUGGAGUAGAAGUAGAACACAGCGCUAGUGAACAAGAAGAUGACGAUGACGACGCCGUACUGCAGCAGUCGUACCAGCAGACGCGGGCCCGCGAGCAGCCGGUGUCGUUGUGCAACAUGAGCGAGAUAGUGGGCAGGUUCGAGGCGGGCCCGCUCGCCGCCGCAGACAGGCACCGCGAGCGCAAGCAGGAGAUACAGAACAUACGCAGCAGGCUCUUCAUGGGUAAACAGGCUAAGAUUAAGGAGAUGUACGAACAGUCCGUAAUGCAGAGCGAACAGAGUCAAACAUCAUCAGAGAAGAUCUGCCGGGAGCUGGAGCUGGACGCGGAGAGAGCUCGCCAGAUCAAACAGCGCUUCGAGAACGGAGCCUUCAAUGAUGAGAACCAACCUCCUAGGAAUAGGGAUAUUGAUGAUAAAUCAUUAUUUAAUGAAGGUAUAGCAAAGAAAUCUCGUUCCAUUUUCCUGGAACUGGACGCAAACGCCAAGACUCUGCCUGUCUCUCCCCCGGCACAGGACGCACCCAAGAGGAAGGAAAUUCCUUUCGUACCAAAAGACGUGGUCCGCGCCGCAGACCGCGUGGAGGAGGUGAAGAUCGAGACCGCGGACAUCUCGGACAGGUUCCGCUUCUUCGAGACCUACAGACCGGAGACCGAGCGCAAGGAGUUCCGCAUGACGCCGCCCAGGCAUGCGCAGCGAAAGUCCCCCUCCCCCGAGGUGUACCAGGAGCCAAGCGUGGUGCGCGGGGGCGGGGGUGGAGACGCAGCGCUGGCCGCAGACCGCCACACUGCCUCCAGGAUGAUCUCCGUCUUCAGGCAGAUGGAGGAGCAGCAGCACAGGCAUGGAGACCAGCAAGGUCCGAAGCCGCUGAAGCGGUUCACUCCCCCUCCCCCCGGGGAGGAGGCGCACCAGGGGGAAUCCUCGGAGAGCAGCAGCGAGGAAGAGGACAGCGAGGAGGAGCGAGCCAGGGAAUACCUGCUCGCCAGGGAUAGGGACGACGCCUUGAAACAGGCUCAACAAUUAGCUCGUACAAAGAGUUUCCGCGAACGCUUCGAGAACUGGUCGGAGUCUGAACCUGCGCGUGCGCCCUGCACCCUCCUCGUACGGGAACAUGAUGACGACGACUCCCAGCUGGAGACCGCCAGGAGUUUGCGUGAGAAGUUUGAGAAGAUGAAAGUGCAGCAAAACGUCGUCACCAAAACAACCACCCCCAAAGUGAACCGCUUUGUGUGAGGAGUGUUCGCUGCCAACUGCCUUCGAUUACCAAAGUGUUUUAUAAUCUUGUCAAGUCGAUGCUUGCCUCAAUAUGCGGGUAGUCGCAAAAUUCACAACAAAAUAAUCGUUUUAACUGAUUUAUCGACAAUAAUAAUAUACAUUUUGAGAGUGCUAUAGUAAGCUAAUUAGAAAAAACUGUUUAAUUUUUUUUUUGUGACUACCCGCAAUAUUUUUAAGUUACAUUUUUUUAAAUAUUUAUUGUAAUCGAAAUAGGACUGAUGCUGUUUGCAUUUUGUAACAAGUGCCUUAAAAAUGUGCAAUUAUUACUCAAAUUUUCUAAAUAUAUAAAAUGGCGGACAGGAUUUUUCGCGCCAAUUUAACCUAAAACUAGUUUAUAGGUUUUUAACUAAAAAUAAGUUUUUUUAUUAAAAGAUUUUGUACUAAAGUGAAGUCUUCUAUCGAAUCUCUGACAAUCUCAAUCUUAGUUAUACAUUUUGAGUAUAAUUUCUGUUUUGAUGAUUCAUAUUUUAAACAUAUAGUUUUAGAAAUAAUAACAUAUUUAUUUUUCAUAUAAGUGCCAUCGACAAGGCUAUUUGCUUAUAUAAAUUUAUUUACACAUAGAUUAAUCUUUUCAUAGAUAUUUGGAAGAUUUGGCACAUUUUAUUUUACUCUUUGACAAUAAAUCUUCAUAAUUUUACUGAUUGACUGAACUCAUUUUAUUUUAUGUUUGUACUUAAUUGGAAAUUUAGUGUUGUUUUUCAUUUUUGUACUGUCAUUGUUAAACUAUCGCUAUAUUAAUAAAUGAUUCGAAAUUUUUA